GUCCAGAUCCUUCUGUCGUACGAGCAUUGAGUUCCCGAAAGACUACAUAUCCCAGCAUGCAUCAGAGGCAACUUUCUCGUGGGCACUACAUUUCCCAGACGGCAGGCUACACCGCAGUGUUUUCUGGGGUGAGAACCACGCCGCCUCCAAGCCACAGUGCUACCAGGGAAGCGCGGACCUUUCAACGAGAGCUUUACUAAUUCUCACGCUGCGCCCCUGGAAGGCGAUGGAGGUGGCUGCUAAUUGCUCCCUGCGGGUGAAGAGACCUCUGCUGGAUCCCCGCUUCGAGGGUUACAAGCUCUCCCUCGAGCCGCUGCCCUCUUACCAGCUGGAACUUGACGCAGCUGUGGCAGAAGUAAAACUUCGAGAUGAUCAAUAUACCCUGGAACACAUGCAUGCUUUUGGAAUGUAUAAUUACCUACACUGUGAUCCAUGGUAUCAAGACAGUGUCUACUACAUUGAUAACCUUGGAAGAAUUAUGAAUUUAACAGUGAUGCUGGAUACUGCCUUAGGAAAACCACGAGAGGUGUUUCGACUUCCUACAGAUUUGACAGCAUGUGACAAUCGCCUUUGCGCAUCCAUCCAUUUCACAUCUUCUACCUGGGUUACUUUGUCAGAUGGGACUGGAAGACUGUAUCUUGUUGGAACAGGUGAACGCGGAAAUAGUGCUUCUGAAAAAUGGGAGAUUGUAUUUAAUGAAGAGCUUGGGAGUCCUUUUAUCAUAAUUCACAGUAUCUCAUUGCUGAAAGCUGAAGAACAUUCAAUAGCUACUCUCCUCCUUCGAAUAGAGAAAGAGGAAUUGGCUAUGAAAGGAAGUGGUUUCUAUGUUUCCUUGGAGUGGGUCACUAUUAGUAAGAAAUAUGAAGAUAAUAAAAAAUAUGAAAUGGCUAAGUGUAAUAUUCUCCGUGGGAAGUCCGUGCCACAUUAUGCUGCUAUUGAACCUGAUGGGAACGGUCUGAUGAUUGUCUCCUACAAGUCCUUUACAUUUGUUCAAGCUGGUCAGGAUCUUGAAGAAAGUAAGGAUGAAAACAUGUCCGAGGAAAUCAAAGAACCUCUGUAUUACUGGCAACAGACUGAAGAUGAUUUGACAGUAACAAUACAGCUUCCAGAAGACUGUACUAAGGAAGACAUUCAAGUACAGUUUUUGCCUGAUUCUAUCAACAUUGUACUGAAGGGUCAGAGGUUUUUGGAAGGCAAUCUCUUUUCAUCUAUUGAUCAUGAAAGCAGUACAUGGAUAAUUAAAGAAAAUAAUAGCUUGGAGAUUUCCUUGAUUAAGAAGAAUGAAGGCAUGACAUGGCCAGAGCUAGUGGUUGGUGAUAAACAAGGGGAAUUUAUAAGAGACUCGGCUCAGUGUGCUGCAAUAGCUGAACGUUUGAUGCAUUUGACCUCUGAUGAACUGAAUCCAAAUCCAGAUAAAGAUAAACCUCCUUGUAAUGCUCAAGAGUUAGAAGAAUGUGAUAUUUUCUUUGAAGAGAACUUCAGUUUAUGCAGAUUUGAUGGCAAUACAUUAAAAACUACUCAUGUGGUGAAUCUUGGAAGCAACCAGUACCUUUUCUCUGUCAUAGUGGAUCCUAAAGAAAUGCCCUGCUUCUGUCUGCGCCAUGAUGUUGAUGCCUUGCUCUGGCAGCCACACUCCAGCAAACAAGAUGAUAUGUGGGAGCAUAUUGCAACCUUCAAUGCUUUAGGCUAUGUCCAAGCAUCGAAGAGAGACAAAAAAUUUUUUGCCUGUGCUCCAAAUUACUCCUAUGCAGCCCUUUGCGAGUGCCUUCGACGCGUUUUCAUCUACCGUCAGCCCACGCCCAUGUCUACUGUACUUUACAAUAGGAAGGAAGGCAGGCAAGUAGGGCAGGUUGCUAAGCAGCAAGUAGCAAGCCUAGAAACCAAUGAUCCUAUUUUAGGCUUUCAAGCAACAAAUGAGAGAUUAUUUGUCCUCACUACCAAAAACCUCUUUUUAAUAAAGGUAAAUACAGAAAAUUAAUUACUCUAACACAUUGGCUUCUCUGUACUGCCAAAGUAUUCAGUGGUAGCUGGAAGGCUGAGCAGUUUUGCUAUAAUCUGUUAAGUUUUACUGUGUUAAAUAAAAUUACCUUGUAUGAAUUUUUUUAAGGAUAUUGGAAAUAUAUUUGCAAUUUAUGGGUCUAUAAAAGCUAUGGAAUGAAGCUGCAAAUUUAGAGAAGACAGCUUCUGUAAAAAAUGAUAAUUUUUAAAAACAGACUAGAAUCUCAUCUUUUAUAUGAAAGAUGUACAGUUCAUUGUUUAAACAAAAAUAUUUAUCAUGUACUCUGUUUGCCGAUAUAGUUUCUACUUCUAUACCAAUAGGAUAAUAGUUAACAUGUUGAUUCUUGUAAUUUUAAAUGGACCGAAUAGCUGGAGUAGAGGGGGAUAUAUAACAGAUACAGCAGGUCUAAUAUUGUUAAAGUUUGCUGAAGAGACCUGAGGUGUUUUUUCAAAAUAAGUAUAGCUUUAACUUUUAUAAAUCCAUUUGGUCUUCCACAGAAUAGAUAGAGAUGAUAGGUUCUAUCUAUAAAGUGUAGCUCUUACCCAUUACUAUAUAAUAAACCACCCAAAAACUCUAGUGGUUUAAAACAGGAUAUUUUAUAAUUUUUCAUUGUUCAGUGAUUUGACUAUCUCUGUUCUGCAUGGCCUCUCCUUCUCCAAUAAGCUAGAGUGUGUUUUUUCCCAUAACAGAGAAAACAUUACAAGAGAGCAAUUCCCUAAUGUUCAAGAGUUUAUCAAGCCUGUACUUGCAUCGUAUUUGCUCAUCUUCAGUUGAACAAAGCAAGUAGCCAAGUCUAGAGUCAGUGUGAGAGGUGAGCAUACAAGGGUACAGAUAGCAGGUGGAAUGAUUCACUGGAAGCCAUUACUAUAACAGUUUACCAUACAAAUUAUAAUUUAUCCUUGUAGUUCUCCCUGUAGUUCUACAGUUUAAAAAGUAAUCCUAUUUGUACAUUAAAUAUGUCUUGCCAUGAA
Molecule: messenger RNA, 2970 nt
Organism: Capra hircus (goat)
Lineage: Eukaryota; Metazoa; Chordata; Mammalia; Artiodactyla; Bovidae
Gene: NUDCD1
Product: NudC domain containing 1
Exons: 10
Coding region: 227-1978 (583 amino acids)
Source: RefSeq, a predicted model, not a curated record